Messenger RNA from Macrosteles quadrilineatus (aster leafhopper), 1780 nucleotides. RefSeq names its product DNA-directed RNA polymerase II subunit RPB1-like. Lineage: Eukaryota; Metazoa; Arthropoda; Insecta; Hemiptera; Cicadellidae. The record is from RefSeq and is a predicted model, not a curated record. Bases 29 to 1681 code for a protein of 550 amino acids. The transcript has 4 exons. Gene Ontology annotation, cellular component: extracellular matrix.
UCUCCCAACGCCUCCUCAGCAUCCAGACAUGGCUUGCAAGACUCUCCUCGUUCUGGCUCUGGCCAUCUCAGCUGUCGCCGCCGGCGUCGCCCCUGCGGCUCCCUACGUCGCUCCAGGAGUCGCCACACCCUACGCUGCCCCUGUACCUCCUGUCGCCCCCUACGCUGGUAGAGUGCCUCCCUACGCUGGCUAUAGUGGUGGAUACGGUGGAGCCUACGGUGGUGCCUAUGGUGGUUACGGAGGUGCCUACGCUCCCGGAGCCUACGCCCCCGGCGAGUACGACCCCAACCCCCAGUACACCUUCAGCUACAACGUCGCAGAGCCUCUGACCGGUGACUUCAAGGACCAGACGGAGACUCGCAGCGGAGACGUCGUCCAAGGCAGAUACAGUCUUCUGGAGGCUGAUGGCUCUAGGAGAGUUGUCGAGUACACCGCCGACCCAGUUGGAGGAUUCAACGCCGUCGUUAGCAAGGAAGGAGGAGUCGCCGUCCCACCAGGUGCCGCUCCCGGUGUUACCGCCCCCGUACCCUUUGCCGGAGCUGUCGCCCCCGGAGUUGCCCCCUACGCCGCCGGCAGGUACGCUGGAUACGGUGGACGUAUUCCUCCCUACGCUGGAGCCGCACCCUAUGCUGGAGCUGCCCCUUACGCCGCACCGUACGCUGCACCCUACGCUGCUCCCUAUGCUGCACCUUACGCCGGUAAGGCUCCAUACGCUGCACCAUAUGCUGCCCCCUACGCUGCUCCCUACGCUGCCCCCUACGCUGCACCCUACGCCGCUCCGUACGCUGCACCCUACGCUGCUCCAUACGGCGCUAAGGCUCCGAUCGCUCCUGCCGUUGCUCCCUAUAAAGCGUGGCUGCAAGAGACGGUGUUUUUACAAGUACUUACCAUGGGCGGGGGUCGCCUUCUGGACCAUGACUACGACAACUGGAGCAUACAUUGUCAUAUAUAUAUCACCAGGUCUACUGUCCUCAACAAUACAACAGGUACUCUUUCAGUGUACACACCACCACACUACAGCACCAUGGCUCUUCAGUUGGUACUACUGACGGCUUGUUUCGCCGCGACGCACGCAGCUUACGUUGCCACCCCUGCCCUGGUCGCCCCGGUGCCCACUGUCCCCACCUACACGAGGGCUUACGUCCCCGUCCCCGCCGCCUACGCCGCCCCCGCAUAUACCGCCCCCGCCUACUCCGCACCCCGUGUUGAAGAGUACGACCCCCGCCCCCAGUACAACUACGAAUACUCCGUCCACGACGCCAACACCGGAGACGUAAAGAGCCAACGGGAGAGCCGCGACGGAGACGUCGUUCAGGGAUCCUACAGCCUGGUCGAGCCUGACGGUUCCACCAGAACUGUGGAGUACACCGCCGACCCCCACAACGGAUUCAACGCCGUCGUCCACAAGGAGGCUGGAGCUCACCCCGCCCCCACUGCUGCCGCCCCUGCUAGAGUCGCUACCCCUGUCUACGCCGCCCCCGUUUACACCGCCCCCGCCGCUAGAUACUCGGCCCCCGCCUACACCACAUCUUACCCUACUCCGUCAUACUCUCCCUCUUCAUACCCUGCUCCUGCUUACUCUUCCUCCUCCUACUCCGGCCCCACCUACAGCCGACCUGCGUACUCUUCUCCGUCCUAUUCUCAAUACAACUCUCCUUCAUACCCUACUAGGUACUAUUGAUGUGUCUUAUUCAUAGAGUAAUACGUCUUAUGCCCCGUCUCUGAUCUAUCUUCUUCAUGUACACUGCCAUUUAUUUUAAAUAAAAUACUUUCUUCUGCA